CUCCCUGCCAGUGCUGAGCUGUACUCAGUGCGGUAACACCAUAUUACUAAUGUGGGCUUUACAUCAUUGCGAAGGACAAAGACGCACACCUGCGACCGGAAUACAAAGAAUCCGAAUUAUGCUUGUAUAGUGUAAUAUAAUAUAUAUUUUAUGUUGGAAUUGUUGACUCCGAGUUGGAAUAUGAGAAGAAUUCCAUCUUCCCUGGUAUAUUAACUAAAAGCAAAGUAAAUAAACUACGUAAAUAUGUUUUGCUCUGCCUCACAUUACCAGCGAUCAAUUGCCUGUAUCGUGUUGCUGUGUUCCAGUAAUAUUGUUUUAGCAAAGUCGUCACAGAUUUCGGAUAUAAAAUCCAAGAUAUCUGGUGUAGAGGAGCUCCUGGAGGAAUUUCGCAAGCAGCUUCAGCAGGACCAAGCUUUGAACAGAGAGGAUGGGCUAGGGGACGUGUGCCUAAGUGGAUUCAGCGCCAUUGAGGAGCAUAUCAUCCGAGCAAAGGACUCCAUCGACCAGGGCGCUACCUUUCUGACUGCUCCCAGUCGGGUGUACAGCUGGAGGGACUGCCUUCACGCCUGCUGCGUCGACCCUCGGUGCACUGUUGCGGUGGUGCAGGAAGACCUGGAGCAGUCUGAGAGCAGCCUCAGCUGCUUUCUGUUCAACUGCACUUACAGAAAUAAAAACGUCUGUACGUUCUCCAUGCAGCAAGGGUACAGCACUUACAGUCGUCUUCACAACACCAGUGGAUACAGCAGCCCCGCCAGUUCCCAUCAAGAUUUCACUAAACAGACAAACUCCAUACGGAGGCCUCAAGAUAGACUUUCAGCUGAUGACCCGACAAUACAAGAGCUUGAUGAACCACCUCGCAGUGACGCAAGCCAGGACCUGGUGAUCCAGCUGCCCACUGACUGGGCAGUGCUGGAUGGUCGGGGCAGUGUGGAUGAUCAUGGGGUUACCCGUUAUGAGUGGGCCUUGAUCAGGGGGGACCACUCUGUCAACAUGAAGGUCACCCAGCCUGGGGUCCUAAAGCUCAGUGACCUGCAGGAGGGGUCCUACACCUUCCAGAUGACUGUCACAGACACGGUGGGACAGAGAAGCUCUGACAAUGUCACAGUCACAGUGCUGCCACCAGAACAUCAAGCAGACGUGUGUACAGGCCACUGCUCGCGCCACCAGUUUGAGUGCGACGAUGGCUGCUGCAUCGACAUCACCUACGCCUGUGAUGGAAAGCAGCAGUGCCCAGAUCGCUCCGAUGAGGCCUUCUGCACCAGCUUCGAUGGGGCCCGAAAGGCCGUGACGCACUCGUCCAGGCUACCCGCCGUGCUGAGGCCGGGGUCCCAGCUCAAAGAGUAUAACGACCAAGCCAUGAUUCUGGACGGCACCGGGAAGACAAUGGAGGAUGCAAAUCCCCCUGUUGAGUCCUACAACAGGGGUAACCCUGUCCCCCCUUCGCUGCCUCAUGUUCCCAAUGGACAGGGUGGGAGAGCAGGCUCAGAACCCUGCUCAGCGCCACCUGCUGUCGGGCCCUGCAAAGCCAUUAUCCCACGGUGGUACUACGAUCCGGCUGACGGAGCGUGCAAGCACUUCAUCUACGGGGGCUGCAAGGGCAACACCAAUAACUUCCUGCAGGAGACAGACUGCGCCGCAGAGUGCAUACAAAAACCAGGUCCUGUCGAGCAGAAGCCCACCACAGCCCAUCCACCCCAAAAACACACAGAGACUCCUUCGCCUCACCGUGUAGCCAUUUCAGAGGACAAAGUGGAGAGUGAUAUUCCCGAGUCUAAACACCAUCCUGUUUUUGGAGGACAUCCCACCCCUGCAUCAGGUGCAAUCCUGCCACUGGCUCUGGGUCUUAUCAUUACUGCUCUCCUGCUUCUCAUGGUUGGCUGUCGACUACGCUUGGUGCACCGCAAACUGAAAAAAGCCCGGCCAAUCACAUCGGAGGAGUCGGACUACCUCAUCAACGGAAUGUACCUGUAGCGCACAGGCAAGGACUCGAGCUGUUCCAAAUUUCCAGGGUCAGCCGGAACACCCAGUGCGUUCGCCCGCCACUCGCAGAGUGCAUCCAUUAAUUAAGCAGCUUCUGUCUCCCCUCUGCCAUCUAUAGAGGGGUGUGGCCAGGGAACCCGCUGCAUUAGUGGCUUGAGUAACCCCGCCCCCGACCCUUCAGUGUUGACAGAACCACUGUAAAGAUGACAGGAGCCAGUCAGUUACCACAUGGACUGUGUUCGCCAAUCAAAAAAGAGAGACGGUCUUUUCCUCUCCACCACUUCUCUUAAUGUUUUAGUGUACAUUAUGUCGGUUUGUGCAAGAGAAAAAGAAACUAUUGGCCUUUGGUGUACCCCCGUCCUCUUUGCAGCUUUGUAACAGCUGAUUUAUAAAUAAUUACACAAAAAUGUCACUGGGUGGCACUUGUGUUGUUUGUGCCAAACAGCCAGCCCUUCAUUUUUAAAAUAUUAAUGUUGCCCAUGUCACAGUUCUGAAUGAUUUUUGUGAUGAACGGUAACACACUUCACUGCAUUUCAAAUUAAAUGGUUCCCUUAGCCUUGUAAAAUAGCUGCAACCCAUACUGCUGCUAAAGUUUUCUGUCCCUCAGGGAUUAAGAACAGGUGAAAUGCGAUAUGGCUCCUCCUCUGAAGAACUGAAAAACUUCAAAAUAGUAGAUUACCAAAUCAGGUUGAUAGCUUUGGUCUUGUUUUCCAUGACUGCUAGCUCUUACAUGGCAGACACUGCAGAGACCGGCAGAUCCAUAAAUGCUGAUUAAAUGUAGACACAAAUCCUGUAUAGAUAUGUUCGGUAUCUCAAGUUGCGUUAUCCUUCUUCUGUGCAUUUUCUACUUCAAAAAUUGCCAAUUGUGCUAGUGAAAUGGCUGUUUCUCUAUAACCAUGAAUAGACACAUAUAAACUAUGAAUUGUAUAUGUUGUAUGUACAUCUCUAAAUUGUGAAGUCUGUAUGCAUAUCUAUUUAAGAACUAUUAAAUUAUCCUGAUAUGUC
Molecule: messenger RNA, 2985 nt
Organism: Anguilla rostrata (American eel)
Lineage: Eukaryota; Metazoa; Chordata; Actinopteri; Anguilliformes; Anguillidae
Gene: lrp11
Product: low density lipoprotein receptor-related protein 11
Exons: 9
Coding region: 244-1971 (575 amino acids)
Molecular function (GO): serine-type endopeptidase inhibitor activity; protein binding
Source: RefSeq, a predicted model, not a curated record